Molecule: messenger RNA, 397 nt
Organism: Cebus imitator (Panamanian white-faced capuchin)
Lineage: Eukaryota; Metazoa; Chordata; Mammalia; Primates; Cebidae
Gene: LCE3B
Product: late cornified envelope 3B
Biological process (GO): epidermis development
Source: RefSeq, a predicted model, not a curated record
AUGUCCUGCCAGCAGAACCAGCAGCAGUGCCAGCCACCCAAGUGCCCCUCACCCAAGUGUCCCCCAAAGAGCCCAGCUCAGUGCCUGCCUCCAGCCUCCUCCUGCUGUGCUGCUCCAAGCCCUGGGGGCUGCGGUGGCCCCAGCUCUGAGGGCAGCUGCUGCCUGAGCCACCACAGGCACCACAGGUCCCAUUGAUGCCGGCGCCAGCGAUCCAACUCCUGUGACAAGGGCAGUGGUCAGCAAGAUGGGGCCUCCAGCUGUGGCUAUGGCUCUGGGGGCUGCUGCUGACCUAAUUCCUGAUGCGGAGACAAGCGACUUUAGCGGAAACAAGCAUCUGAAGGACCAAGGAAAAGCCCCAACUUGGUGGAUCCUUUCUUAGACAUCCUAAUUAAUCAUU